AUGUCACAAAAUCACGACCAGUGCGAGUUUCCUACACGAGACCGAAAGAUAUCGGUGUCCGAGACAUACAUCAAAAAGCUAGAGGGAGAAGUCAAAGCCUUGAGAGCCCAAAAGCAGCGGCCAAGAGCCUCAUCUGAGCUAGAUGAGGCGAGCUGUCCUACUCCGGAUCUAGUUCAGCCCUCGACUCAGUCCCCAGAUAUUGAUGUUUCUAAUCCUCUUCUUGAAUCACCCACAGGGUUCGUUGCCACUAGGUCAUCCUCACAGCCGAUCUUUAUUGGUGAGGCUUCCUGCGUUGGCUUUGGGGACACCUUGCUCCAAUGCGUUGACAAAGAUGCCGAUUUUUCAUCCUGGGCAUCUCCGACAUAUUUCCAACACGAUAUUCUUCAUCGUCUGAUGUGCCCAGAGGUGGUGUUGCCUGACCGGAUACAAGCUCGCUUAUUGGCGGAGGUUGCCAUUCGAUUCCUAGGUACCGACUACCAUUUAGUUCUGAAGAGAACCUUUUUCGACAUGCUGGACCGAACGUGUACCGGAGGGAUUCCCAGGAACCCUGCAUGGAUGUGCAAGUGUUUUGUACUGCUAGCGCUGGGUGAAAUGUAUUCGAACCGAAAACGAAGGAUGGCCGAUCAACACGUACCAGGAACAGACUACUUCCUGCGUGCGGUUGGUUUAUUGCAAGAUCUAUAUGAAACCCCUUCAGUGGAGCAGGUAGAAGUCAUGAUUCUUUUUUGCUUUUAUUCAAACGCUCUAGGGCGCGUCAAAACAGCGUACACCUAUAGCGGUAUUGCUCUGAGAAUAGCCCUUGGAUUGGGCCUUCAUCGAAGUCUGCCCACAGAUACCAAGCUAUGCCCGGUGGAUCGUGAGCACCGAAAGCGCGUCUGGUGGACACUGUACACGCUUGACCGACUAUGCAGCUCCAACCUCGGAUACCCUUUGCUUAUAAGCGAUGCUGUGAUUGAUGUUGAGCUUCCAACGAAUGAAGGCCUUACUCCAGCCGAGUUGGAGGAAUUUACCGAUCCCAGUCACCUAGUCGCGAACGUUAAGCUGGCGAAAAUCACAGGGCAAAUCCUUAAUGACAUAUAUUGCCUCCCACAGAGAACUACAGAAACCUUUGUGCAAAGGGUGCAUCGAAUUCUUCUGAGUCUACGAAAAUGGAAUGACGAACUCCCAUCAAUGCUACAACUACGCCAAGAGCAUUUGCCUCGAAAUAUUUCCAGUCUUCAUCUUCAUUAUAAUCAAUGUGUGAUUUCGACAACACGUCCGAUUCUAUUAUAUCUUUUCAAGAAUCGCUUUUCACUGAGCGCUACAGCUACUGAAGACCCGCCUAGAGUCUUUUCCCCUACUACCCUCGCCCUGGCAGAAAGCUGUGUACAGGCCGCACGGGCAUCGAAUUCCAUCCUAACGAAACUGUUUGUUGACGGAUCUCUAGCGUCAUUUGGAUACUUUGAUGCGCACUACCUCUUCUCUUCCACUCUCAUCUUGAUCAUGUCUGCAGUCAUGGACCCAAACGUGGGCAUGUCAGAUGCUGUCUCAUGUGCUUUCACUAUACUCCGAGCUAUGAAGGAAGAUGGUAAUCUUCCUAGCUUUGACUACCAUGAGAGACUACAACGUACCCGAGCAAGUGUUGGAAAGAUGAGAGAAGCCAACGAAGCAAAGUACCGUAUAUCUGCGGCCCACAAUGGAAGUACAAUGCCACAGGAACAACUGGUUCAUGAUGUCGAUGGGUCGGCCAUAGGCUUUGGGGACGGAAUUCCCCUAGAUCAUCCUCUUAUAGAUAGUUUUCUGGCAGAUAAAGCCUUCGUAUGGCCAGAUGGAAUGAUCUCCCAUGAUGACUCUCUAAGGGACCUGGUGUGCGAGCUAGGAGAUGAGUCUUUGUUUGGUACGGCCUGA
This is a messenger RNA of Penicillium verrucosum, 1887 nucleotides long. Its product is annotated as fungal specific transcription factor domain-containing protein. The record is from RefSeq and is a predicted model, not a curated record. Gene Ontology annotation, cellular component: nucleus. Lineage: Eukaryota; Fungi; Ascomycota; Eurotiomycetes; Eurotiales; Aspergillaceae. Gene Ontology annotation, biological process: DNA-templated transcription; positive regulation of transcription by RNA polymerase II. Gene Ontology annotation, molecular function: zinc ion binding; sequence-specific DNA binding. The transcript has 4 exons. Bases 1 to 1887 code for a protein of 628 amino acids.